Messenger RNA from Paramecium octaurelia, 847 nucleotides. The record is from the annotation of a GenBank genome assembly. Lineage: Eukaryota; Ciliophora; Oligohymenophorea; Peniculida; Parameciidae.
UUUAUAAUGUCAUUAAGAACAUUUAUUUUGAUAUGUUUGAUAUUUGUAACAUAUUGCAAAGAGUCAGGUGAAAAACAUCUUACAAUUCUAACCCAGUCAAUCGGAUCUAUGUUGGUUUCAGAAAUUGGAGACAAAGUACAUCUAUAUUUUAAGAUAAAACUAGACAUUCUUCUUAGCAGCAAUUUUGUCUAUGAAGUUCAAUAGAAUGGCAGUAUUCGCUGGAGCAGCAGGAGCUUUAGUAUUAAUGACAGCAAUAAGUUGUGCCUUCGGUAUUAUAGUUCCAAGUCUUCUACCUCGAUUUUACACUGCAAUUGUUGUGACAAUUAUAUUUUACUUUUUUGGAGCCAAAUUACUUUACGAAUGGUACCAUAUGGAGAAUGAAGGGGAUAAGGAAGAAUUGAAAUAGGUAGAAAUGGAGCUCGAAGAAUUAGAUAAAAAACUUUUGAGCAGCCACAAAAUUAUAGAUCCUGAAAAUCCAUCAGAAGGAUAAAAAACAACAAGUAAUCAUCCGAAUUUUAUUUAGAUCUGGCUGCUGUUGUGCCAAUUUAAUAAAUAAUAUGGUAAGCAUUUAUAAUGACAUUUUUGGGAGAAUGGGGUGAUAGAAGUUAGAUAACAACCAUCAGUUUGUCAGCUGUCUAGGAUGCAGAUAUUGUUUUUCUAGGUUGUAGUUUAGGCCAUUUAAUUUGUACUACUAUCGCUGUAGUUGGAGGAAAACUAUUAGCACAUUCAAUCUCCGAGAAGACUGUUAAUUUGGCUGGAGGAAUAGUUUUUAUCGUCUUUGGUUUGAUGCAUACUUACGCUUUAAUUACGGGCGAUUUAGAUUGAUAAUUAUCAAUAUAUUGAUGGC